AUGGACUCUGCGUAUACUCUGAACCCCUACGUGCGCGACUCUGCCGCUCCGCCCAUCCCGCUUGCUGGACAGUGGGGUGCUCGCUUCCACUCGACACCAGAGAAGCCUCUCCUCAACCUCGCUCAAGGCGUGCCAGGGAGCCCGCCACCGCCAGAGCUACAGAAUAAGCUGGCCGAGGCAGCGGCGGAACCGGCGACGACGAGCUACGGCGCGCUCCAGGGCGACAAGGGACUUCGACGGGCUCUGGCGAAGGAUGUCAGCGGCGUCUACUGGGCCAGUACGGCUAGUGAAGAACGGCGAGUGACAGAGGACGACAUCGUGAUCACGGCAGGAUGUAACCUUGCCUUCUACGCCUCAAUGCUCGCCCUCGCCCGCCCUGGCGACGAGAUCAUCCUCCCGUCACCGUGGUACUUUAACCACAGCAUGACGCUAGACCAGCUCGGCCUCACGCUUGUCCCCCUGCGCUGCCUACCACCGAACUUCCUGCCGUCCGUCGAAGAAUGCGAGAGACUCAUCACGCCUCGUACCAAGGCAUUGGUCCUGGUCUCGCCGAACAACCCGACAGGCGCCGUCUACCCUCCCGACUUGCUCAAGCAAUUCGCAGAGCUGGCGGAGGAGAAGAAGGUCGCGCUGGUGCUGGACGAGACGUAUCGAGACUUCCUCGAGGAGCGACCGCACGACCUCUUCGCCGAGACAAACUGGCGGAGGUACUUGAUUCACCUGUUCUCCUUUUCCAAAUCCUACGCCAUUCCCGGUCACCGACUGGGUGCAAUCAUCGCCUCCCAGCCUUUCCUCACUUCGGUCUACAAGCUCAUGGAUUGCAUCCAGACUUGUCCGCCACGACCGACGCAGCGAGCAAUUGAGUGGGCUAUCGAAGCAACACGACCUUGGCGAGAAGCGACGCGGGACGAGCUGGCGCAGCGGCAACGGGUGUUCAAGGGCUUGAUCGCGAGCGUCGAGGGCUGGGAGGUCGUCUGCGGCGGCGCGUACUUUGCCUACGUCAAGCAUCCAUACGCCGGCGUCCCUUCCGAGCUUGUCGCAAAACGGCUGGGCGAACGCGUUGGCGUCGUUGUCCUGCCCGGCACCUUCUUCUCUCCGCCGUUCGAGAACGUCGAUGAGGAUCGGUACAUCCGCUUCGCGGUCGCAAACGUGUCGGAGGGGACGCUGAGGCUGGUUCCUGCGCGGUUGGAGGAGCUCAACAAGCUGUGGCCAACUCUCAAGGCGUAG
Rhodotorula toruloides NP11 is the source of this 1227-nucleotide messenger RNA. Its product is annotated as aspartate aminotransferase. Gene Ontology annotation, biological process: biosynthetic process. The coding region runs from base 1 to 1227 and encodes 408 amino acids. Lineage: Eukaryota; Fungi; Basidiomycota; Microbotryomycetes; Sporidiobolales; Sporidiobolaceae. Gene Ontology annotation, molecular function: pyridoxal phosphate binding; catalytic activity. The record is from RefSeq and is a predicted model, not a curated record. The transcript has 5 exons.